Molecule: messenger RNA, 2778 nt
Organism: Orbicella faveolata
Lineage: Eukaryota; Metazoa; Cnidaria; Anthozoa; Scleractinia; Merulinidae
Product: solute carrier organic anion transporter family member 4A1-like
Biological process (GO): transmembrane transport
Cellular component (GO): membrane
Molecular function (GO): protein binding
Source: RefSeq, a predicted model, not a curated record
UUUAUCUUUAAUCUAUCUAUUAUUUUUAUUUAUUUAUUUUUCUUGCUUUCUUUCUUUUACUUUUUAAGGCCCCACUGAAAACCGCUGUGGCGAGUUGGGUUCCCUCAUUAAACAUGAUUACUAUUAAUAACCCCUUGAAGUUUAUACAGGGGCUCAAAGCUGUUAUUUAACAUUUGUUCCGAUUCAAUGCCUCUUUUGUGAUGCGUAUUGAGGGGCUGUCAACAUGAUAAAUUUUAUAUGCUCCCGGAAUCAGUGUCACUUUGGAAGAAAGUUCUCACUAAUCUAGGCGUAUUUCUUCAGAGUUCAAGUGAUUCAUAAGCUGUCGGCGGAUUGACGAUUUGUAGUACAGGAUCGCAGUUUAUUUCGACCCUAUUUGCCAUUAGUUGUUGAGCAAACCACUAUGUCCGUUACAGCCCCACUGGAGGAGAAAAGGUUGUCAUACGGCUGGUUGAGGUUUCGUCCAACAUGGCUGCAGUUCCUCAACACUCCAAAAUGGUUCUUGUUCUUCUUGGGUCAGUAUUUCUUCACGCAGAGUCUCAUCACCAGUGGCUUGUACCCUGGAACCGUGAGCACGAUACAAAAACGGUUUGCCUCUUCAAGUUUCAUGAUGGGAAUGAUACAGAGUAGUUAUGACAUUGCUGCUGUGGUCUUCACUCCGUUCGUCAGCUUCUUCGGAGGCCCUCGUAAAAAGCCGGUGUUCUGCAGCUUGGGUUUGCUCAUCAUGGCUGUCGGUGUCUUUAUCUUCAUCUUACCACACUUCAUCUCUUCGCCGUACGAAGCUGGAGUUUCCAUUGAUACCAACGCAACCGUCAGCCGUGGCGAACUAUGCGCGGGAAAUCUGACGACGUUUGGCGGGAAAACAGACUGUGAAGAGGACACCUACACUGGUGGCAACGAUCUUUACUACGCGAUGUUCAUUCUGGGAAUGGUUGUUGCAGGCAUAGGCAGCACUCCAAAGUACACUCUAGGAAUUUCCUACAUCGAUGAAAACGUCAAGGCAAAAGCGGCACCUAUGUACUUUGGGAUUUUUGUUGCUUUUGGAAUAGUGGGUGCCGCUGCGGGAUUUGUUUUAAGUCCAAUCUUCCUUUCAAAGUUCGUCGAAUUUGGAGUUCAGACCUCGCUGACUCCUGACGAUAGGCGAUGGGUGGGGAACUGGUGGCUAGGCUUUGCCAUAUUUGGAGGUUUAUGUGCGUUCUGGAGUCUCUGGCUCUUUGCCUUUCCCAAAGAGUUUCCGCUGACCAAGAAGCGAAGAGUAGCAGAAGAAGCUAAACUCAAAGAGAGCACCAGUGACGAUCCUACAAAGAAUAACGUUGCCAUUGCCUAUUCAGGACUAAAAGACCUUCCCAAAGCCACUAAGAUGGUCUUCACUUGUUUUCCAUUCGUCUUCAUCACCAUAGGUGCAUGCUUAGAGGAGUUCGUUGUCUCUUCUGUCACUACCUUUGGGCCAAAACUACUGGAGGCCCAAUUCUACGUACCGGCGGGCCGCUCUGCACUAUUGUACGGCGUAGUGGCCAUCCCUGUGGCGUUAUUUGGAAACAUGCUUGGAGCUUACAUCAACAAAAGAUUGAACUUAAACCUGGCGGGAGCUGCCAAGAUAUGUUUCAUUGCAGCAUGUAUCGGUCUCGGGUGUACUUGUCUACUCUACAUCAAAUGCGACACAUUACAGAUUGCAGGAGUAAAUACGCGUUACUUGAAUAGCUCAUCUGCUCUCCAGCUCGAUUCAAAAUGCAACCAAGCCUGCAAUUGCACCGGGGUGAGUUAUGAUCCCGUUUGCGGAGGGCCGCUGACCUACUUCUCCCCCUGUCACGCGGGCUGUGGUCAAAACGAAAAUCAGAAUGAGUCUUCUUCCUACUACCAAAGCUGUACCUGUAUCAUGUCCAAAGACGACCCCAUUGGAAAGGUGGAGAAGGACGUGUGCCAAGUGGAUUGCGAGCUCAACCUAGUGCUGUUUUUAAUUGUACUUUCUGCCGUUGCCCUGAUGACGUUCUUGAACGAUACACCGGCUUUACUAGUUACAUUACGGUACUGUUUCCUAACUUUUUGUCUGUUUGUUUGUUCUUGUUAUUCAUAUAGCUGGUCUCCGCAUCAAACAUCCUCGAGCGUCCGUUCUGCAUGCUACUUUGAGAUUUUUGUUCUGGAUUGUGUGGCACUCCCAGUGAUGCUACACUAUAACCAGUGCAGUCUCACAAAGGUUUCGAAUCGUGCGCAGUCAAGGGUCGAUAAUACGGAAAGAGCAUUCUCGUCUCCAGAGGCCGCGCUCCUUUUGCAAGGUUUUCACUCUUUUUUUUUCGUUUUAAGGGGCCUUCCAGCUGGACAACAGGCGUACGCGUUGGGUCUCCAAAGUGAUCUGACCAAGAUCCUUGGCACUAUUCCCGGUCCCAUCAUCUUCGGAGCACUCAUAGACCAAACCUGCAUCCUGUGGGACACAAAGUGCGGUGAAAGGGGUUUUUGUCUUGAGUACGAUCACGACGGACUCGCCAAAGUGGUGCUGGGAGUUUUCCUGGUGUGUAAAGGUCUGACCACCACGACUUUCUUUCUGUCGUGGCUCUUCAGUCGGCGACAGACAGAAAACAACAACACAAGAACAGCUGUCGAUACGGCUCUUUAGGAAUUCAAGAAACGUGGAAACAUUAACUAUUUACCUGCAGCAAGGGACAUAUUUUAAGACGGAAUCCAUCACAAGUUCGAGUAACCAGCGGACAAAAACUCCGCACCUAGGCUAUUUAUAUUUACAUUGUAUUGCAAACUUCUUUGCGACUGUCUAAAUAUCUUCUCAAA